Messenger RNA from Doryrhamphus excisus (bluestripe pipefish), 4051 nucleotides. RefSeq names its product STE20 related adaptor beta (gene stradb). Gene Ontology annotation, biological process: protein export from nucleus; protein phosphorylation; activation of protein kinase activity. NCBI's taxonomy places the organism in Eukaryota, Metazoa, Chordata, Actinopteri, Syngnathiformes, Syngnathidae. Gene Ontology annotation, cellular component: serine/threonine protein kinase complex. Gene Ontology annotation, molecular function: protein serine/threonine kinase activator activity; ATP binding; protein kinase activity. The record is from RefSeq and is a predicted model, not a curated record.
CGGCUGGUCCAGAUGUCGUCAUCACAACGCGACGGCCAUCUGUGUCAAAUUAAAAGUCUUGCUCAAUACAGUAUACCACAUACUUACAUGGUUAAAAACAUUGGUGUGUGUGAACGUCGUUGUUCCUUCAAAGCAGCGGGAUUAUUAGAAAACAACAAUGUGUCGACAAAAGCAGUUUUGCUUCCGAGUAUUUUAAGGUCUGCACGUCGAGGACGCAACGCUGUGGGGAUCAGGAAUACAGACUUGACUGCAUAUUUGCAUCCAAUGUCGACCGACCGGCCAAGUUGAUAACCUUGGAUUUUCUUGGCUAUGCACAUCAACUGAUGCAUCAAGUCCUUGGGCGGACGAAUGCAAAAACCUGUGAUUUGAGGGCGGCCUUAAAGACUCCAUGUCUUUCUUGGACUGCUCCUGUAUCUCCCAUACCCAAGUCCAGCCCAUGGACAUAGAGGAGUGCUAUGAGGACACCAGUCUGCAGCUCUUGCAGGGCUCUUUGUGUGCCUCUGAAGGGCAGACCGCGGGGGGCGGUGACGGCAUCACAGCGUUGUCGGCUGAACCUGCCCACUACCAGUUCCUAGCCGAGCUCGGGAGGGGUUUCAACAACCUGAGCCAGGUGCACAUGGCACGUCACACCCCGACCGGCCAGCUGGUGGCGGUCAAACAAACCAACCUGGAUGAGUGCACUGAGGAGGAGCUGCUGCAGCUCAUGAAUGAGGUUCUUCUGUCUCGGAGGUUCCGUCAUCCGAGUCUGCUGACGUCUCGACUCGUCUUCAGCUUUUGCUGCCAGCUGUGGGUCCUCACGCCACUCAUGGCCUACGGGUCUGCACACUCCCUACUCAGAACCUAUUUCCCUGAUGGAAUGAGCGAGUCUCUUAUAGCUUAUUUGCUUUAUGGCGUGCUGCAAGCAUUGGAGUACCUGCACCGCAUGGGCUACGUUCACAGGGGGGUAAAGGCCAGUCAUAUCCUGCUGUCAGAAGAGGGGCGUGUCUACCUGUCAGGACUCCACAGUGUUUACAGUAUGAUGCGUGAGGGGAAGAGAAUGCGGGCGGUGUUCGACAUGCCUCAUCACAGCCCCGCCCUGCUACCGUGGCUCAGCCCUGAACUACUGCAACAGGAUCUCCGUGGUUACGGAGUGAAGUCGGAUAUCUACAGUUUGGGUAUCGCCGCCUGUGAAUUAGUGAGCGGAAGGGUGCCUUUCCAGGACAUGGUCCCCACUCAGACGCUGCUUCUGAAGCUGCGCGGCUUGCACCGCUGCCUGCCAGACACGGCCCCCUUCCCGCUGGGCGAGCUGGGGGGUCUCAAGGUGUCGCGCUCGGGGGUGGACUCCGGCAUGGGAGAGAGCGCCGCUACCGGAAGCGCCACGCACAGCACCAGCGCCCCUCCGCCUGCCGCAGAUGUCCUGCGGAGCCCCGCGCCCAAGAACCACUCGGCCACCCUGCACAGUUUGGUGCAGCAGUGCCUGGAGCAGCAGCCCGAGCGCAGACCUUCAGCCUCUGACUUGUUGACUCACGCCUUCUUCAAGCAGGUGAAGAGACACACCAGAGACUCCUUCCUCAGCCUCGUGUAUCCAGCGUUGCCGCUCACCAGCUCAGGGGGGGCUCCAUUGUCCUGUCCCCCCGCCCCAUCCUGCCACGCUCCAACAGGAGCCUCCAAGGGUGUUUGUGCUGAGGUGGUGUGGGACUUCUCCUAACCCAACUCCAGGAGAACUGAACCGGGAAAAAGCGUUGAUGGUUUGAACUCCUCCUUUUGUUUUUGUGAUCAUUACCAACUGAGCCUUUACGAUUAUUUUGAUAUUUUUUUAAUGUUGUUUUUGUUUUUUUAUAUAUUUACACGAGGAAACUGUGAACAUGUGAGCGCCAAGAUGCUGCUGUCAUCAUCUCAUGAAGAAUAAUAACAACAGCAUAUAAAAGGUAUUUGUUUGCCAGGGCAGAGUAGGGAUCCUCAGUAUUUGCUGAUUUCGUACCUUUACCACCUUACAAAGAUAUGAACAGUCAUUGAAGCGAAGAAGGUUUCUCUGGGUUGUGAGAUCGUCUCCAAGGAUGCACUGGUUUGGAGCGGUCAAAGGUGUAGGGGGUGUGUUCAAGUGGAAGAACACGGCAGGUUGUUCUCUUUGGUGGAUUUAUUAAGGUUUAUGAUGUGGUACUGUAAUAACAUACAUACAAGACAAAUACACAAUAAAUGAUGAGUAAAGUAACAUAACUCACAUUACACAAACAUAAUGAUCAGCCAAAGGCACGCUACACACAGAAAUCAACAAAGAAACCAAGCAAACAUGGCGCUCACUAGAACAACAGUUAGUCAUUGUUAGCUUAGCUACUGAUAUUAGCACCGAUGAACAAGGGAGCCUGACUUCGUGAAAAGGGUGCCCAAACAACUCCACAGCUCCCACAAUAGAGCCAAAAUAUCACCUCUAUGCAUUCACGCACAGUAUCAAUCUUGUGAAAUGGUGAAAGAGGCUCAAGAAGGCUGAGAUGUAUGAAUCGCUCAAGCGGCAAAACGGCCGCAUUGUGGUGCGUUUACUGACCUCUGAAAAAGUAGGACAAACGACACUCAAAGCUGAACAUUAUCAAUGAUACAAUGUAAUGUAAAGUACGGCCUUUCUAACAGUCAUAUUUAUUCUACCAGAGACAGAAUGGAACAUAACAUCUGACACAUACUGUAUUCAUAAGGGGGUGACGUUACAAAUAUUUACUGAUAUGUUGACUAAUUCCUGCAACAAUAAGUCUCUCGUGACGUGAACACAAUUGUUGUUUCCUGUGUGCAGAGUUUGAUAUUGUCGCUGUCGUUUGUGUUCAAAAUCCAAAACAAUAGGUAUACUUUACCGCGUAUUAUUAUAACGCAGUAGCCUUGGGCUGUGCAUCUCCUGCUGUGCCGGGUCCUACGGUUGCGUGUACGACUCUGACCACCGCCUCUUACAAAAUGUGAAGCCUUUCAGCAUGGAUGUCAGUUAUCCAACAAGAAGCCCCCCACGGGGAAAGUCUGGACAUAUACAGUACAGUACAUACAUUAUACAAAACUUUCAUAAUAUAUGUAAAAAAAAAUAUUAUAUAUUGCAUUACACUGUAUGUAGACUAUAGCUAAUUAAAAUUAUAUCUAUUGAAUACAAUUUGUAGUUAUUUUUGUAAAAAUUUGUAUAAUCUGUGCAUUCACGCUUAUGUGUCCAGACUUAAGGGGCCGCCCUGUAAGGCAGGGUUAUUCAACUAAAUUAUUCUGGGGGGGCACAGUUCUCCCUUCACUAUUAUUAUUUUGUAUAUGAUGCCAAUACUAAUAUCUGCCAUACCCUUUGAAUGCAGUCCUUCCCAUACACUUUUAUCUGUGGCCCGUCACAAAUACAUUUGGACCGCCACAGAUGCAGUAGAUUUGGUGCUUACAUUUUUUUUUUUUUUGAAAUAUCUGCCAUACCUUUUAAAAGUUUUAAUGCAGUCCUUCCCUGACACUUUUAUCUGUGGCCCGUCACAAAUGCAUUUGGACCGCCACAGAUACAGUAGAUUUGGUGCUUAAAAUUGUUUUAAUGUUUUAAUUUUUUUUAGACACGAUGCACACACACAACUUACUUGGUUGUGUUUUAUUAUAACCCACAAUCCAACUUCUUCACAACAACAGGAGCGCUCUGCUGUUUUUGAGAAGCUAAUCCAAAAUAUCUCAUCAAAGAUCCACUUUACGAUAGCGUUCCCGUUUUUUUUUAAUCAGUCCCCUCCCAAGUUUUGACUGGAACUCGCAGGCCAUGCAGUCAGGUGUCAAUCCCGGGUCGGUUUUGGCCAGUCGAAUAGCCCAGCUGCAGGGCAUAUUUGUAUGAAACCCACGCUGUGUUAAUGGUGUUACUUGCCAUUUACAAUAGUUACUCAGUGUUCGAGUGCGUGUUGUACGUGGCGUAUACGUGGAAGAGAAAACCCUUCCUUCCCUGAUCAGCUGCCUAAAGAAAUGGUGUCAAAUGAGCGGUGAAGCAACAUUGGCUUCACAAGGAGACCUGUGUGUCACUCUUGAUUCUGUGCACUGUGAUCGUCAACUACACUUCCAACAUGAAAGUAGACAAUUAUUAAAAACUAUAUGCAAA